Messenger RNA from Aspergillus vadensis CBS 113365, 1670 nucleotides. RefSeq names its product FAD-dependent oxidoreductase. The coding region runs from base 287 to 1567 and encodes 426 amino acids. The record is from RefSeq and is a predicted model, not a curated record. The transcript is spliced from 5 exons. Gene Ontology annotation, molecular function: FAD binding. NCBI's taxonomy places the organism in Eukaryota, Fungi, Ascomycota, Eurotiomycetes, Eurotiales, Aspergillaceae.
AGCACCUCCCCUAAUCUAACUGCAGAUAAUAGGCAUAAAUUAUUCAGAGACAAACACGAGCUUUAGCACCAUCAAGCCCUAAGGCCAGCCAACUAGUAUGGUUUUGCCGGCCUGACCCCAUCCCAACAAUGCCUCACAUUCUCUUCCCAUUGGCACAUUCCCAUACGAUAACGGUUCCACCAAUCCAAUUCCUGCGCACCUGCCACAUAAGUCACCGUCCGAUUCCAACCGGCCCUUGAUUACAACAGCAUUACAGCGAUGCGUCUUCAGGUAAAAGGGUCAGGGGAUGAACCCGUGUUCCCGUGGAACCGAACAUCCGUGCCUCUUCGCUGCCCCCAUUAUGGCUGAUCUUCCCGUUCUCAUCGUCGGUGCAGGCAUCAGUGGCCUCCUUCUGGCCCAGCACCUCCAGAAGAUCGGUGUCCCUUACAAGAUCUUCGAGCGCGAUGCCGCUAUCGAUGCACGAAGCGGGGGUUGGGGAUUGACGCUCCAUUGGGCGCUCCCUGCACUACGGGAACUCCUACCGGAUGACCUUGUGCAACGCCUCCCAGAGGCAUAUGUCAACAAAGCGGCUGCUGCCCGCGGUGACACCGGUCGCUUUUCGUUCUUCGAUCUUAAAACAGGAUCAGCGUUGUACAGUGUCCCCGCUGCGGAGCGCAUUCGGGUCAGUCGCGUUCGACUGAGGCAGCUGGUGGCCACGGGGCUUGAUGUUCAGUGGAACAAAACUCUCCAAAACAUCGAGUCCUCCGCCGACACCGUCACCGCGCAUUUCGCAGACGGCACCUCCUACACAGGGUGCCUCUUGAUCGGCUGCGAUGGAUCGCGAUCCCCCACCCGCGAGAUCUUGUACCCGGACAGCCAUGAGAUGAAUCCACUACCGGUGCAGAUCCUCGGUGCAGCUACUCUAUAUACAGCAGAGGAGAUGGCCGGCGCAGCAGAAAUUGAUCCGUUCAUUUUCCAGGGCUCGCAUCCUGAAUCCAACGUCUUCCUGUUCUUCAGCAUCCUCGACAACCCCAACAACUUCGCAGAAAGCAGCAAGGACAAAUACGAAUGCCAAAUUAUAAUAUCAUGGGCAGAUUCCAAGGACAUCGCAGUCCCCAGCGACAACAGGGAGCGAAUCGCCCUGAUGAAAUCAUUGGCCUCGAACUGGGCGGAGCCAUUCAGGACCCUGGUCUACGGAUUACCUGAGGACACGGAGGCACGGUCAAUCCGCAUCGCGGACUGGAUGUUCCGACCGCUGCAGAAUCGCUCACACCCUAGGGUUGUGUUGAUGGGUGAUUCGGCGCAUACGAUGACUAUGUACCGCGGAGAGGGGGCUAACAAUGCCAUUGUCGACGUACUGGAUCUGACUAGGCGUGUGGACAUGCGUUCACUAGGAUCCAUGUCGACACAAGCACUGCGAGAUGCAUUGGACACCUACGAGAACGACGUCUUCAGGCGCGCGGAGCCCAGCGUGCUUAACUCGCGUCAGGCCUGUGUCGACGCUCAUGACUUCACGCGGAUCUUGGACGAGAGUCCACUGGUAUCAGCCCGGGUGCUGAAGGAGGAUGCCACGGAGCAGAAAUCCUAGCUGAGGUCCAUCCAAGGAGUCGCAGAGAACCAGCAUAGAACAAUGAACCUGCGUUCAAUAAAUCCAAGAAAAUGAAAAUGAUAUGCAUCACCAGAACAAAUAG